UUUGCUGCGGGGCUGGCUGCAGUCUUCACCAGAACCCGACGGCCUGAGCACGUCUCGACACAAUGAGAGUGUAGUCUUCAUAUCACUUUGGAGUUAGAUUGCCUUGUGUUUUUUUUUCUUUUUUCUUUUGGUUAACUGAAAAAAAGAAACCCACGACGACCCGUCUCGAAGCAUGACUGGAGUUUUCGAUCGGAGGAUCCCGAGUGUAAAACCUGCAGAUUUUCAGAGCUCCUUUCAACUCUCCACCAUGCAUCAUCCAUCUCAGGAAUCUCCUACUUUACCCGAAUCCUCAGCCACGGAUUCUGGCUACUAUAGUCCAGCCAGUGGAGUCACUCACGGCUACUGCUCGCCCAGCUCCACCUCGUACGGGAAGCCUCUCAACGCCUAUCAGUACCAGUACCCGGGUGUAAACGGAUCUGCUGGAAAUUACUCGACAAAAUCCUACAGUGAUUACAGUUCGUAUACGACUCCUGCUUACCACCAGUAUGCCGGGACUUACAGCAGAGUGCAAGCCCAGCCGAGCCCACAAGAAAAGGAGAUAAGUGAGCCUGAGGUAAGGAUGGUGAAUGGCAAGCCGAAGAAAGUGAGAAAACCCCGAACAAUUUACUCCAGCUUCCAACUGGCCGCCUUGCAGAGGAGGUUUCAGAACACGCAGUACCUGGCGCUGCCGGAGAGAGCCGAGCUGGCAGCCUCUCUGGGACUCACGCAAACACAGGUCAAAAUCUGGUUUCAGAAUAGGAGAUCUAAAAUUAAGAAGAUCAUGAAAAACGGCGAGCUUCCACCAGAGCACAGCCCCAGCUCCAGCGACCCCAUGGCCUGCAACUCCCCACAAUCCCCGGCCGUUUGGGACACGCAGGGCCCCUCCAGGUCGCACAGCCUGCAGCCACAAAACAUCAACACGACGGCUUCAAACUUUUUGGAAAACACGGGUUCGUGGUACACGUCCCCCGGCACCUCCAUGACUUCCCACCUUCAGACGCCGAACUCGAUACAGCACUCUUUGGCUCUCGGAGCUGGGACGUUAUAUUAAGAAAAAAACAAAAGAAAGGAAAAAUAAACACCCUGUUGUUCAUUUCAUUUUUUUUCUUCUUCUUCUAUGGGACUCGUGUUCACAUUUCAGAGGAAUAUGCAAUGUAUUUGAUGCCAGUCAUAGAGGAAACGUCUAAAAUGUGUAAAUGUGUGCAUGUAAUUUAUUGCAUUUUUUGGAAGACUAUUAAACGUUUAAAUGGACAAUGGAACUUUGAAACCUCCCGCCUCCCUUCAGUGCCUCUGUUCACUUCAAACCUCAUUUACGCUGAUGAUAACCACAGAGACUAAACCUAGGCUAAACAAUACUCAAACGCCUCAGGUGACAGUUUCUCACAAGGCUGUAAAUCUCAUCUGCAAGAUAUUCAGAUUAAUGUAAUUAUAACGGCUUUCAUUUGCAAUUAUUACCUAUUUGUCCUGUUAUUUAUGAUUUCCUUCUCAGUUUUAUUAGAUAUUUCUUAUGAAGAAAAUGCCAAACGCUUUGUGAGAGAUCUAAUUUGGAUCAGAGAAGGGAAGACUGGUUCAGUCCUGUAUUUAAAAAUAAAUUAAGGCGAUAUAUUAAGAUUGCAAGAGAAAAUUUAGUUAAUUGUAAUAAGAAUUUAUGAUGACAUGCGUCU
Messenger RNA from Melanotaenia boesemani (Boeseman's rainbowfish), 1643 nucleotides. It is a transcript of the gene dlx5a, whose product is annotated as distal-less homeobox 5a. Gene Ontology annotation, molecular function: RNA polymerase II cis-regulatory region sequence-specific DNA binding; DNA-binding transcription factor activity, RNA polymerase II-specific. The record is from RefSeq and is a predicted model, not a curated record. The coding region runs from base 173 to 1030 and encodes 285 amino acids. The transcript has 3 exons. Gene Ontology annotation, biological process: regulation of transcription by RNA polymerase II; anatomical structure formation involved in morphogenesis; embryo development. Lineage: Eukaryota; Metazoa; Chordata; Actinopteri; Atheriniformes; Melanotaeniidae.